AUGCAAAUUCGUCAUGGCGGUAGCAAAGGCACAUUAUGUGUUAAGCCAGUAUUAGAUGAUGAGAAAUACGAGGUUGUUAUACGAAAUAGUAUGAAAAAAUUUGAGACUGACUACUGUAUAUUGGAAAUAUGCAAACUAUCAUCGCCAAGACCACUUUAUUUAAAUCGUCAAGACAUUAUAUUGUUGUCUCAUUGUAGUAUUCCCGAUUCAAAUUUUUUUGUUUUACAAAAAUAUGAAAAGGUAUUUGUCACGGUCAGUGUUGGGUAAGUUAACAAACCACUUCUAAAAAAUAUACAUAGACAUAACACGUAUUCCCUUCGUAUUUUUAUUCAAUAAAUGAUAGAUGUAAAUUUAAAAUAAAAUGAACGUUUUCUUUUCUACAAAAGGUUAAAAAGACAGAGAAAGGGGAAAACAAUUAACAGUGUGUAAGUGUGUGAGAAAACGGUUUUAAAACAUGUGUGUAACGUACGUUGCAUAUUAUAGGUAAAUUAUAUCGUUUAUCACGUUGAAGGAUUCCUAACUGGAAUAAGCUUCUACAUCAUGGAUCACACGCAAAGAAAGUCCAAAGCGAAGGAGGGUGUGAGGAGUUUUCGAAAUAGGCUCUACGGGAAAAAGAUCAUAGAUUUUGACAGUUCCGAAAAUCUUUGAGUUUUUUUACAAAAUAGAUGGUCGACUCCCUUUUGAUCUACAAACGCCAAAUGUAAUUGUGAUAAUCGUCCAAGACAAUUUUGUUCAGAAAUAUUCAAUACAAAGUUGUUAAUAUCAUCUCGUGUAAUCGGCGGGUUUUGGGGUUCCGGAGACACCUGAGAAUCAUAGUCAAAUGGCUCAGAAUUCUUCGUCUUGGAUACAAGAUCUUUGUGCCAUAUCACAGCAUAUUCAUCUCCUUAAAUAAAACAGAAAAUCAAUUGUUAUUUGCUUCUUUCUCUAACCGUGACAUCGGUGUUUUAAUUUGGUUUUUAUAAAGACUCAAAACAGUGUUCACUGACGAGCUAGUAAUAUGGGUAACUAUCUAAGCAUAGUUGAAAGUACGAGUUUGUUUUGCCAUACGGAUAGGGCGAUAAAGUUUUUCUUUUUUCCUAUUAUAGACUGAAAAUAUCAGUAUUGUUCCUCAUUUGAUGGAAUUUUGUAGGAGAGAUUUUACAAAGUAAAACUACCAUCCAUUUCAAGGUAGAAUACUCUAUCGCAGUGAAAAGUAACUUACUUAGUUAGUUUGACUAACUUUUCAAUGAGGAGAGAUACCAAUGUAAAAUUCUCACCAAAAGUGAAUACCUCAAGAAGUCUUUGGCAACAUGAAGUUUCUUCAUAACCCUUUUUUAUAGUAUGUAUUAGGGGAUGUUUGAAAAACAGCAUCAUAGCUCGAAGAAGUUUCAUAAAGAUACUGUGGUAUUUUUCGUGAGUAGAUAGCUGAAACUGUUCUGUUCGAAAUAGUAGUAA
Molecule: messenger RNA, 1434 nt
Organism: Didymodactylos carnosus
Lineage: Eukaryota; Metazoa; Rotifera; Eurotatoria; Philodinida; Philodinidae
Source: the annotation of a GenBank genome assembly